Messenger RNA from Betta splendens (Siamese fighting fish), 3612 nucleotides. It is a transcript of the gene pdia5, whose product is annotated as protein disulfide isomerase family A, member 5. NCBI's taxonomy places the organism in Eukaryota, Metazoa, Chordata, Actinopteri, Anabantiformes, Osphronemidae. Gene Ontology annotation, cellular component: endoplasmic reticulum. Gene Ontology annotation, biological process: protein folding. The record is from RefSeq and is a predicted model, not a curated record. The transcript has 17 exons. The coding region runs from base 100 to 1674 and encodes 524 amino acids. Gene Ontology annotation, molecular function: protein disulfide isomerase activity.
UUUUCCCUCCAAACCACAUUUCCCAAGGUUCCUUGCGCAGUGCCCAGGAAUCAGUGGAAAACCUAUUGCGCCUGCGUAUCCAGACGUGGCAACGGCAUCAUGGCUUCUUGGAACCGCUACGGGAGUCGGAUGAGAGAGGCGAAAAUGUUCACGCUGGUGCUGCUGGUUUGGCUGCUGCCGGUCCUCGAGGCAGCGAAGGUGUCUCCUCUCAUAGAGAAGGUCAGCGACCACAAGGACUUUAAGAAGCUGCUCAGGACAAGAACCAACGUUCUGGUGCUCUACACGAAGACAGCUACUUCAGGGGACUCUCACCUGAAACUCUUGUCCGACGUGGCCCAGACAGUGAAAGGCCAGGGGACGAUUGCCUGGGUCAACUGUGGGGAUUCCGAAGGCCGUAAGCUCUGUAAGAAGCUGAAGGUGGACCCGAGCGCCAAACACGGAGGAGCGGAGCUGCUGCAUUACAAAGACGGGACGUUUCACACAGAGUACAACAGGCCGGCUACCUCCAAGUCCAUGGUAGCGUUCUUGAAAGACCCGUCAGGACCGCCGCUGUGGGAGGAGAACCCCGAAGCAAAAGAUGUCGUCCACCUAGAGACCGAAAAAGACUUCAGGAAGCUACUGAAGAAAGAGGAGAGGCCGAUCCUCAUGAUGUUCUACGCUCCCUGGUGCGGCGUGUGCAAGCGAAUGCAGCCCGUCUUUCAGCAAGCGGCCACGGAGACCAAGGGCAAAUACGUCCUGGCAGGGAUGAAUGUGCACCCGGCGGAGUUUGACGGCCUCAAGCAGGAGUACGCCGUCAAAGGCUACCCGACCUUCUGCUACUUCGAGAAGGGGAAGUUCCUUCAUCACUAUGAGAAUUAUGGAGCCACAGCCAAGGACAUCGCAGACUGGAUGAAGAAUCCUCUGCCUCCGCAGCCGAAGACCCCCGAGGUUCUGUGGUCAGAGACGGACUCCGCCGUCUUCCACCUGACGGACGAGUCCUUUGACAGCUUCCUGGAGGAACAUCCCGCAGCUCUGAUCAUGUUCUAUGCCCCCUGGUGUGGCCACUGCAAGAAGAUGAAGCCAGAGUACGAGGAGGCUGCUGAAAUGCUAAACAAGGGCACAGAGAGUCCAGGUGUGUUGGCAGCGGUGGACACCACGGUGCACAAGGCUGUGGGGGAGCGCUUCAAGAUCUCCGGCUUCCCGACCGUUAAGUAUUUUGAGAAAGGUGAGGACAAGUACACGCUGCCACAGCUCCGAAGCAAAGACAAGAUCAUCGAGUUCAUGCACAAUCCCCAGGCGCCUCCUCCACCGGAGCAGUCCUGGGAGGACAAGCCGUCCAGCGUCAGCCAUCUUGGCUCCGACGACUUCCGAGAGGCACUGAAGAAGAAGAAACACGCUCUGGUCAUGUUCUACGCGCCCUGGUGUCCACACUGUAAAAACGCCGUCCCUCACUUCACCACGGCAGCAGAGCUCUUCAAGGAGGAUCGAAAGAUUGUUUACGCUGCUGUGGACUGCACUAAAGGACAGAACCACGAGCUCUGUAAGCAGGAGGGGGUGGAGGGCUACCCCACCUUCAACUACUACAACUACGGCAAGUUUGUGGAGAAAUACAAUGGAGAUCGUGGGGAGGUGGGCUUCACCGGGUUCAUGCGCAAUCUAAGAGAAAAAGCUGUGAAGAAGAAAGAAGAGCUCUGAGGGGCACUGCUCCGUGACCCUUGACCCCAACAAGGGUCCUAUCAGCACUGACGAGACUUGAUGACCUCAGCAAAAGGCUAUUUUUUAUACCGCAGUGAUCGCGUUUAUAAUAAUACCAACAGAGUACCUAGAGUCGGACCGACCACUUGAGACUUCUUUUUUUUUUUCUGGUGGGCAGAAAAUACAAAGACAAAACACGUGAUUCCCUUUUUUUGCCCAAACACUGUGACUGUAUGUGUGAAAGCUACACCCUAUACUUUAUCUAUGCAAUACUCAGCCCUGCUCCGCCCUGUGGGGUCUGUGUGAGCGACACGUUCUGGUGGUGGCUUCACAGGAAACCCGGUCCAGUCACAUCCGCCCCGCUCCGUCUGCAGGAGACACAUGCUCUUAUUUAACACACCCGAUGGUUUCAGUGUUUCUGUACAGACAUCUCAUUUUAGAACCACUCAAUAUUUAGUUCCCCCUGCUGAGGAUUUGAAACAUAAGAUUUACGUGAACAUCUUAAAAGGCCAAAGCUUGUAGAUAGCUACGUGAUGAGCUACAGUGAGGAACUCACAGCAGCAAUGAAUGGAUGACGUAGGUGGAAUGUGUUCAAGGGGCCGGUGUUCUGUUUGCUUUCUUUGGCUUUUAUGAUUAGCUUUGCUUUUGGAAAGGACAUAUUCAAAACUGUGGCCUUAAAACACAAAGAUUGAAUUUCGGAAAUUUGAAAAGCUAAGCAGAGAAGACGUGGCGGCCUGGUGCCACUGCAGCUCCCACAAGCAAGUCAUGGACCGGCGCAAAUGAAAGGAGAAGGAACGAAAGCGGAGCAUGAAAUGCCAAAUAUCCUGUACGUUACCCUUGACAUUCUCACGCUUUGCACAUUUACAAAUUUUCACAAAAUCCACAGCAGCAGAGAUGUCUUUGUUAACUCAAAAUGGGAUUUUAUCAAUGAUUUAACAACGGCAGCCUUCAUUUACAUGAGCGCGAGCAGCUAAAUGCUGCAUGCUGAUCCUGACGUGUCCGACCCGGUUGGUUCCGAGCGACGCAGGAGCCUGUGUUCCGCCUCCUGCUGCACUGAGCCACAUCGCAGCAACGGCCAGUCGGGCCCCGUCUGUGUCAGGGCAUUAAGCUGAUGGGCUUCACCUCAGCUCAACAGGCGGCCCCACACGUACCAUCAGACCCAAAGUGAUGACUUCAGUCCAAGCAGGGAGUAAUGAAGUACUAAAGAAGUGAGGUCUCCAGUCUCCGCUUCCCAUCGAAUCAUGAGCUGGGGACCGGUAUCAUUAGUUGUGUCGCUUUGUUUUUUAAUGCUGUGUGUUUUCCACUCCCACGCUUGGUCCAAUAUAAAUAUUUAAAGGCUUAUCUGUAGCUGAACCCAUCUUUUAUUAUUCAACACUUUGCUUUUUUCAUUAUGAAUACAGUUCUCAGGGAUAGCGAAACACAAUUAAAGGGAACUAGUUUGUAAUUUUGCAUUCCAGCGGAGUCAUGUUGAGCCGUUAAAGGUGCCCAAAUUAAUCAUUGUUUACAUUUGUAUCCCAUGGAGAAGCGGAUGAAAUCGUCCUUUCCUGUACUAUAUCGUGUAUAGUCAGUAGAUGUUACUGAGCCAUUCCUAAAGGACUAAUUCCAAGUCGAGCUGUCGCUCUCCAAAUAAUGUUUAAUGUGACUCAACGUUCGAUGGAGUGAAAGCGCGUUUUUUUACAGUUCCGUGUUGACGUGUUCCUGUUGUUGGGUGUUAAUGAGAUGACAUUUCAUUACUACAUCCAUGUGUUUGUUUUGGACUCAUCCAGUGACGUCACGUUGGUCGACCGCCUCUGUCUUAUCCCAAAGGUUUCUGUGUCGUGUGGAGGUUCUGUCACACUUAUGCCAAGAAGUCAUUGUUGCCUUUGUUGAGUUUUCUGUGCCCAGCCAUAUGUACAGUUUUCCCAUUACAGUAAAGGAAGAAAUAAAGUUUUCAAAUCA